AUCCGUUAAGACCGUUCUUCUCCAACACCCAAAGCCAUGGAGAAUCUGAUGAUACCGUCAUCAGUUUCAAGACCUCCUGUAAUAAUCCCAUCCAAGCAAGAAUCUCUGUCUCCAUUCUCGGAGAAACCCACAAAAUCUACUGUCAAUUACAGCAAAAAUCUCAACCCAAAAACCCCAGACACCCAUUUGAACUACCUCUGCAGAAACGGACGCCUUAGCGAGAGUAUAAGAGCUCUGGACUCCAUUGCGCAAAGUGGGUCCAAGGUAAGAGCCAACACCUUCAUCAGUUUACUUCAGUCUUGCAUUGAUUAUGGUUCUAUCGACCUGGGUCGACAGCUUCAUGCCCGAAUUGAUUUGGUUGAGGUUAAAGAUCCGUUUGUUGAGACCAAACUUCUCAGCAUGUAUGCAAAGUGCGGGUCUUUACUUGAUGCACGUGAGGUUUUUGAUAAAAUGCAGGAAAGAAAUUUGUACACAUGGUCGGCGAUGAUUGGGGCGUGCUCCAGGGGGCAGAAGUGGAGGGAGGUUGUGGAGCUUUUCUUUUUGAUGAUGAAUGAUUGUAUGGUGCCUGAUGAUUUUCUGUUUCCCAAGAUUUUGGAAGCUUGUGCCAAUUGUGGGGAUGUUAAGGCUGGGAAAUUGAUACAUUCUUUGGUGAUUAGAUUGGGAAUGGUUUGUUGUACUCGUGUUAGUAAUUCGAUUUUAGCUGUUUAUGCAAAGUGUGGGAGAUUGGCAUUAGCAAGCAGGUUUUUUGAGGGCAUGGAUGAUAGAGAUACGGUAGCUUGGAACACUAUGAUCUCGGGAUAUUGUCAAAAGGGGGACUCUAAGGAGGCCCAUAGAUUGUUUAAUGCAAUGUGGGAAAAAGGAACUAAACCAGGUGUGGUUUCAUGGAAUAUAUUGAUUGGUACUUAUAAUCAGUUAGGGCAAUGCGGUGUUGCGAUGGGGUUGAUGAAGGAGAUGGAGAAUUUUGGGAUAACACCUGAUGUUUUCACUUGGACUUCUAUGAUCUCGGGGCUUGCACAAAAUGGUAGGACAGAUCAAUCAUUGAAUUUUUUUAAAGAGAUGAUUUUAGCAGGGGUGAGGCCAAAUGGCAUUACAAUUGCAAGUGCAAUUUCUGCUUGUACAUCUUUGGGAGGAUUAAACAUUGGGUUGGAAAUUCAUUCUCUUGCUGUUAAGAUGGGUAUCUUCAAUGAGGUUGUGGUUGGAAAUUCCCUCACAGGCAUGUAUUCUAGGUAUGGGGAAAUAGAAGCUGCUAGGAAAGUUUUUGACAGACUCAAAGAGAAAGAUGAGUUUACUUGGAAUUCAAUGAUUGGAGGAUAUUCCCAAGCAGGUUACUGUGGUAAAGCCUAUGAGCUCUUCAUGAAAAUGCUAGACUCGGAUGUAAAACCUAAUGUCAUCACAUGGAAUGCAAUGAUCUUUGGGUACAUAAAAAAUGGGGACGAAGAUCAAGCCAUGGAUCUCUUCCAACGGAUGGAAAAAGAAGGGAAAAUUAAGCGAAAUGCAGGAUCUUGGAACUCUCUUAUUGCUGGUUAUGUGCAACUGGGAGAAAAAGACAAGGCAUUAGGUAUUCUGCGACAAAUGCAGUCAUACUCCUUUAGGCCAAAUUCAGUAACUAUAUUGAGUGUCUUACCUGCUUGUGCAAAUCUAGUUGCAGCAAAGAAGGUGAAAGAGAUCCAUUGUUGUGUGUUGCGCAGAAAACUAGACACGUUACCAGUUACAAAUUCGCUAAUUGACACUUAUGCCAAAUCAGGUAGUAUACACUAUUCAAGAACCAUAUUUGACAGAAUGUUAACCCAAGAUAUAAUCACUUGGAACUCAUUGAUAGGAGGUUGUGUUUUACAUGGUUGUUCUGAUACUGCCCUUGGUCUUGUUAGUCAGAUGAGAGACUUGGGAUUUAAACCAAACAGAAGUACUUUCUCAAGUAUUAUCCUGGCAUAUGGAUUUGCUGGAAUGGUGGAUGAGGGAAAACAAGUUUUCUCAGCUAUCACCGAAAACUAUGGAAUUAUACCAGCCAUAGAACAUUAUUCGGCAAUGAUAGAUCUAUAUGGCCGCUCUUGUAGGCUAGGAGAAGCAAUCAAGUUUAUUGAAGACAUGCCCAUAGAACCUGACUUCUCCAUUUGGACUUCCUUGCUAACUGCAUCUAGGAUACAUGGGAAUAUGGGGUUGGCAGUCCUAGCAGGGGAACAUUUGCUUGACUUGGAACCUGGGAAUAUUUUAAUUAAAAGAUUAAUGUUGCAGAUAUAUGCAUUGCGUGGGAUAUUGGGGGACACUUCAGAAGUGAGAAAGGUUGAAAAACUGAACAUAUUAAAAGGUCCCAUUGGGGAGAGCUUGAUUGAAGUUGGAAACACGGUGCAGACAUUUGUGACAGGUGAUCAGUCUAGACCAUACUCAGAUGUUUUGUAUUCAUGGGUGAAAACUACAGCUGAAAAAGUGAAAACAAAUGAUUAUGAUGAUGGGUUUUCCAUUGAGGAAGAAGAGAAGGAAGAAAUUGGUGGUGUCCACAGUGAAAAACUCGCAUUAGCUUUUGCUCUCAUUGGCUCACCUUCUCAAUGUAAGAGUAUUAGAAUUGUGAAAAACAUGAGAAUGUGUGGAGAUUGCCAUAAAACUGCUAAAUACGUCUCUAUGGCAUAUGGAUGUGAAAUAUAUCUGAAUGACACAAAGAGUUUUCACCAUUUUAAGAAUGGCCACUGUUCUUGUGGUGAUUAUUGGUGAAGUAAAUAUGCAAAAUCCAAAAAUCAUUUCCAUGAAUCAUCUCCUAGGAAAGCACAUAAGUUCACAAGAUGGCUGGGGUAAUCUUUUAUUGUAUGAGAAGAGCACACAGAUUUUCAAGAAGCCACAAGCUGAUCACCUUGCAGGCAAAUUGGCUACGAUGGAGAUUUCAAUUUAUCUUACAUAUUGCAAUUGCCGCAAUAAGAUAUUCUUGUACUAGAUCCAAGCCCCUCUCUAGUUUGGUAUGAGGUUUUUGUUGAGCUGAUAGCUAAAAUUGUGAUCAAAUUAGUUUCAUAAUUUUCUCUUUGUACAAGUAUGGCUCAUGUUCUAGAAGAGAAAUAUCCAGAGCUUUUGCUGCAUGCAUGAUCAGGUAAGACUGGAAACCUCCAAGGCUUGGCAUUUAGCUUUAAGCUUCAGUUAUGUGGAAAUUUAUACCAAGAUUAGCAUAACUUUUCUCCAAGAAAUAGUGAAUGAAAAU
This is a messenger RNA of Rubroshorea leprosula, 3181 nucleotides long. The record is from the annotation of a GenBank genome assembly. NCBI's taxonomy places the organism in Eukaryota, Viridiplantae, Streptophyta, Magnoliopsida, Malvales, Dipterocarpaceae.